AUGACCAUUUCUUUUUCCCCCUGUGUAUUGUUUCGGGCUGCAUUGCAUGGAAGAUUGAGGUUAACUAAUGAAGAGUUAGUACAAAUCGACGGGCAUCACUUUUUGCAAAGUUGCUCUGCUGUAAAUCCUGAAUUGUGUGAGGCACUCAAAAAUGAAAUACAAGCAGAGAAACAACUGGAGGCUGAAAAUUUGGGUGGCGCUAAUGCUCCAAGCAUUCCUGGAUUUACGGUAACAACGAAGGACGCUGAGGUUCGGCUUACGAAGACUCACGGGAGUGAAAAGAUAUUGGUGAUCUUUAAUGUAAGCCACUCAGUUGACAUGGAUGAGUUUGAUGAAGAAGUUGAAGCGGUAAUACCACCUUUGCCAGUGGCACUGCCGCCUUUUUCAAUUGAGAUUACUAAAGGCGAAGAACGUUUGUGUUUCAACUUAGAACUGGUGCGCAACGCUGAUGAGGAGGGACAGUACGAUUUCCGAGUUGAAGAAUUUUAUGUGGCACCAGCUGCAAAAGGCCAGGAUGAAACGGUUGAUGAUUCAGUUUACGCAUCAUCGGGAAAAUAUAUCGAUCCUCAUCUUCACGAGCUUCUUUUCUUGCGAUAUCUGGAAGAGCGAGGAUUUAACGCUAAAUUUUGUCAAGAUUUAGUGAAUUUUGCGACUCAUUAUGAACAUUCCCAAUAUGUUUCGCUGCUAAGCAAAAUCAGAACUUUUGUUGGCAAACAGUAA
Messenger RNA from Enterobius vermicularis (human pinworm), 720 nucleotides. Lineage: Eukaryota; Metazoa; Nematoda; Chromadorea; Rhabditida; Oxyuridae. The record is from the annotation of a GenBank genome assembly.